Messenger RNA from Aedes albopictus (Asian tiger mosquito), 1784 nucleotides. RefSeq lists its product as uncharacterized. The transcript is spliced from 5 exons. Lineage: Eukaryota; Metazoa; Arthropoda; Insecta; Diptera; Culicidae. Gene Ontology annotation, biological process: sensory perception of taste. Gene Ontology annotation, cellular component: membrane. Bases 141 to 1724 code for a protein of 527 amino acids. The record is from RefSeq and is a predicted model, not a curated record.
UUGAUUUUUGUGUAGCCAAAUAUUUCCCGAAUAUCGAAUAUUGCACAGUAGAAAAACAUCCACAGCAAGCGUCAACAUCGCCGAUAUCGACCACCACGUGAGCCUCUGCGUUCAUAAUAGAACCGGAGCCGGAGCCCUUUAUGCUGUCCGUAGUUCGAGGGCGUUGGACCAACGGCGACGACAUGCCAGAAAUUAAUUUGCGCUACGCCAUAAUCCCAUUAUAUUUGGUUGGGAAAUUGUUUUGCCUGAACGCAUUUACAUAUAGCCCUGGCUGGGUUGAUCACAGCGCCAGCAAGGAUGACACCCGUUUGAGAGGCGAUUAUGACGAUGUCGAUGGUAAUCGAAGUGCUCCUCCUCGACGAAGCUUCGAAUGGACCAAAAACAGAACGGAAAGCAGAGCUAACAACGCUUUUGGGAAUGCAAACCAUUAUGACAACAUCUGUGUGGACAACCAUUAUCGGAACGGGAUUAUUACGGCAAGUGGUGACACUGUCCCCACCGCCCCCACCACCAACAAUCGCAGCAACAAGAAAAACAGCGUGGUAUUGUGGACGACCGCUUUACGCAACCAUAUGCAUCUGCUAAAACCGGGGUCCCAGAGGAGUCUGAAAUUUUCCAUCGCCGGCAUUGUGCACGUCGUGGCUUUCUGCACCGCUUACGGCUCAUAUCACGUUUACUCGACGCUCGAGUUAUUUUCGAAAACGAAACGCCCGGAACUGGUCCGGAUGGUAAUUGAUCUGAUCAAUCAGUACGCCGGAUGUUGCCUGGUGGUUACAUUAGUCAGCGCAGCUCUCGUCAAUCAGCACUCGCUAAUGAAGCUCAUUAACACACUGUUUGAGAUUGAUGAUCUUUUGAUGAGCCGAUUAAACAUUGCGGCCCGGAGUGGACGCUGGCUUCUACACAUAACAACAUUGUUCAUCGCCUCAAUAGUCAUUAAAUCUGUAAUCGGAACUGCAUUCUACUCAACAAGCGACGAGGACCCCAACACGUCAUCCAAUCUUCUGAUGUUUCGUCUCAUACCCAGAGUAAUGUGCCUCGUCAGUGAGCUGCAGUACAUUGCCUAUGUGCUGCUGAUCAAAGACCGCUAUGUCGCUCUGAAACAAACGCUAUCCAGAGGAACUGAAACGCCAUCAAAAGCCAACAACGGAACAGUCAAAUGGAAAGAAAACUCCCAAACUGCAAACCGAUUGGCAGAGACCCACCAUCCGAAGGGAUUCGCUGUACAUCAUGAUGGCACCUCGGUGGCAGCUGGCGGUGACUGUCUGCCGACGAAUGUCACCAAUCAAAGCAUGACGAGCAAAUUGGAUGGCUGCCAGCAUCGAUUGAACCUCCAAGCAGCAAGGACCAAUCAGCUGAGACACAUUUAUGAAAUCUAUCUCCGGCUCCGGCAGACGAUCCGACUGACAAACCGGUCGUUUGGGGUGCGAAAUUUAAUCUUGAUCCUGUACCAGUUUGUGACGGUAGUCCAGAUGGGCUACAUGGUUUGCAUGCUGUGGGUGAGAAAAAUUGAUGAUCCGGCGGACAAGCAGAACAAGGCAAACCUACUAGUGACCGUAGUAUUUGCUGGAUGCUUUCUUGCUGAAAUUUUAGCAAUCUGUGUAUAUAGUCAUGCUACAAUGAACGAGGAUUACGGCACCAGACAGCUCAUAUUCGCCAAUCUUCACAACGAAAUCGACGACACCGGAAGUGGUUUAUCAGCGGUAACAGUUUUCAAUCUACUUUGAAUGGCACUGUUGCUUUUACAAAUAACAUUUUUUUUUCGUUCCAUUCCCACCGACACAGAA